AUGAGAAAAGAAGAAAAAAAAGAUACAUUAAAAAAAAAGAGAAAAGAUCAUGCUUUCAUAGAAUUUUUAUAUCAGAAUAUUAUAAAAAAAGAAUUGUUUAAUAUAUUUAAAGGAAAAAAUUAUAGUAAUCAUAAAAGAAAAGAAAAAUGUGCUAUCGAAAAUUUUAAUGAUAAAAAAGAGAAUAGUAACGACAAAAUUACCAAUGAAGAUGAAGAGUACAUACUUUUCUUGAGAUAUAUUUAUAAUGAUGUGUCAUCAUUUAUUGAAAAUAAUAAAAAUUAUUACUUUAUAAAUUCUAACUUUUUAGAUAUUGAAGAUCUCAUGAUUAAUAUUUGUAAUACCAUUUGUCAUAAAACUUUUAAAAAUAUAAAAACAAUAUUUGAUUCACCAGAUGAAAAAAAAAAUUCUAAAACAAAUAAUUCUACUAAUGAAACAUUUAAAGAUGAAAGUAAUAUUAAUAUAAAUGAUUCUUUUUUUUUUAUACCCCCAUUGGAAUAUAUUGUAUCAUAUAUUAAUAAAUUAAGUGGUGACGGUAUUGAUGAAUUUAUUAAAAACAACAAUUUUGAUAAAAAAAAUUUAUUUGAUAAUUCUACGAGUAAUGAAGUAUUAAAUAAUGAAAUUAUUAAUAAAUAUGUAAAUUUAAAUGAAGAAGAGGACGUAGAGCAACUUCAAUCAAAUUGCUAUCUAAAUACUGAUCAAUAUUUUAACUAUAAUGAGAAAGAUGAGAAAAAAUAUCGGAAUAUAAAAGUAGAGUUUUUUUCUUUAGAAGAAAAAAAUUUAAAUGAUAAAAAAGAUUCAGAAGAGGAUGUUAUUUAUAUCAAUAAAAGGUUUAAUCACGAUAAAUACAUUUAUUUAAAUAAUAAAAUUGAUGAUUACCAUGAUGAACAAAAAUGUGAUGAACUUGAUGAAAACAUACAUAUUAAUUAUAUGUUGAACACAGAUAAAAAAGAAAAUGUUGAUUGUGAUAUUUAUAAUGAAUAUGAAAAUAAUUUUCUUUAUAAACAUUCGGAGAUUUAUGAUUCCUCCUAUAAGGACUUAUCAAAGAAUAUUAACAGUGUAUUAUCGCAUUUGGAAGAAAAAGGUGUUGUUGAUUUCGAUUCGGAAAACUUAAACAAAAGUUCUUUAUGCAAUUCAUAUUAUUCUAGUAGUAUUUUCUCGAAGAAUAAAAGUACAAAUGCAAAUUUUUCGAAUAGUGAUUCUUCUGAUAAUGAAGAAGUAAGUGAUGUUUUAUUAAAUAAUAAAAAAACGGAAGAAAAAAAAAAUAUCAUUUCUUUAAAUAAUGAAAUAUUGAGGAAUAAUUGCGAUAAUAACGAUACUCUAUAUCACAUGGAAAAUUAUAUGAAUAGUAAUGAUUCAAACAGAAAAUCCAUUGAAUACAAGUAUUUCAAUGAAGAAGAAAAUAAAAUUGGACAAAAUAAGUAUGUUUCCAACACGAGUUAUAUCUUUGAUUCAACCAAAACUAAAAAAGAUAAUUUAUAUGAAGGAAAAUUUGAAGGAAAUAUUUAUAAUGAUAUAAAAAAUAAAAGUAGUCAUUAUAAUAACUCCAAUAUUAAUAAUAAUGGAUCUAAUAAUAUUGGUAUUAACAAUGAUGAUAAUCAUGUUAUAAAUAAUAACAUUAAUGAUAUUGAUAAUAAUAAUGAUGUUAAUAAUAUUAAUGUCAAUAAUGAUGAUGACGUUAACAUUAAAAAAGAUAAGGAUGAUAUUGAUAUUAAUAUUGAUAAUAACCAUGUUUCCAUAUAUAAUAACAUUAAUGAUAUUGACAUUAAUGGAUGUAAUGCUAAUGAUAUUGAUAUUAAUAGUAAUACUAAUAAUCAUAAUUUUAUUAAUAGCGAUAUUAAUGGCAAAGACAAUUAUAAAAAUAAUGUUAUGAAUGUUAAUAACAAUGAUAUUUACAAUAACAAUGUUAAUGAUAAUAAAGAAAGUGCAAAGCAUAUAAAUUAUGAAAUAAGCAAAUUAAAUGAAAAUAUUAACAAACUUAAUUCAUGUAUGAAACAAAGUAAAUAUAAAAACUGCGAUGAAAACAUAAAUGAUAUUGAACAUAAAUUGAAUAAAGAGUAUAAUAAAGCAGAAAAAGUUUAUAUACAAAAAAUUAAUGUUCUUAAUGAAAAAAACUCGAAAGAGAGAAAUAAUGAUGAAAAAAAAAUAAUUAAAUUUGACGAAAAAGAAUAUCAAGAAAAAUUGCAAAAAUUAUUAACGAAUAAAAAUUACUUAAAAAAUGAAUCAAAAGAAUUUACGAAAAAUAGCAAUUUGCAUGAUGAUUAUUAUUAUUUCAAAUAUUUAAAUAAUUAUGAAAAUAAAAUCAAUCCACAUUAUUAUACAAGAGUUGAAAAAAAAGCAAAUAUACAAGUAACUCCCUCCCCAUUCCCUCAAUUUUUAAGAGAUAUACAAAUUUUUAAUAUUCCUCAAAAAAAAAUUAGAUUAAAGAAAACUAAUGUAAUUUUAAAUAAAGAAGGGGAGAAUAAAAAAAAAGGUAAGAAAUCAAAAAAGAAAAAAAAUGUAGUAGAAAAUGAAGAAAAAGAUGAAAUAGAAUAG
Plasmodium relictum is the source of this 2532-nucleotide messenger RNA. Its product is annotated as conserved Plasmodium protein, unknown function. The transcript is spliced from 3 exons. Lineage: Eukaryota; Apicomplexa; Aconoidasida; Haemosporida; Plasmodiidae. Bases 1 to 2532 code for a protein of 843 amino acids. The record is from RefSeq and is a predicted model, not a curated record.